AUGGAGAUUAGCGAUGACCCGGUUGCAAUGGCGACAGCGGCACCAAUGGCACCAGUCACGGCCCAACGCCCGGUUAGGACCGACCUCGAGUCAUCUAUUCCUAAGCCAUACAUGGCUCGAGCCAUGGCUGCACCAGAUAUGGAACAUCCUGAUGGGGCACCCGAACACAAGGCUCAUGGCAUGAGCGUACUUCAGCAACACGUCGCCUUCUUUGAUCAAAACAACGAUGGCAUCGUUUAUCCUUGGGAGACUUACACUGGGUUUCGAGAUAUUGGGUUUGGCAUACUAUUUUCAUUGUUGGCCGGGCUCGUGAUCAACCUAGCUUUUAGUUACCCCACUCUCCCUAGUUAUAUACCUUCUCUUCUGCUUCCAAUUUACAUAGCCAACAUACAUAAAUGCAAGCAUCCAAGUGAUUCCGGGACAUAUGAUACCGAAGGAAGGUAUUCGCUGGUUAACUUCGAAAACAUGUUUAGCAAAUACGGCAAAACAGCGCCGGAUAAACUAACCUUGAGAGAACUAUGGAACAUGACAGAAGGAAACCGUGUCACGCUCGACAUUCUGGGAUGGGUAGCAGGUAAAUUGGAGUGGGGCGCUUUAUACAUUAUUGCUAAAGAUGAUGAAGGUUUUCUCUCAAAAGAAGCCAUGAGAGGUCUCUUUGAUGGCAGUCUAUUUGAUAAUCUUGCCAAAAAGAAUGCAUCCAUAAAAGACAAAAAGAAGAUAUGAUGUCUACAUGUUGUUUGGAGGAUUUUUGGAAGAUGGAUUAAAAGAAUUCAUCAUUUACCAUAAACAAAUGUUAAUGUGUACGUUUAAACUUAAAAAUAAAAACGUGCAUUAAAGGAAAAAGAAAGAUAUGAUACUUUAGACGCGAUC
Erigeron canadensis is the source of this 870-nucleotide messenger RNA. Its product is annotated as probable peroxygenase 3. Gene Ontology annotation, molecular function: calcium ion binding; monooxygenase activity. The coding region runs from base 1 to 723 and encodes 240 amino acids. The record is from RefSeq and is a predicted model, not a curated record. The transcript is spliced from 5 exons. Lineage: Eukaryota; Viridiplantae; Streptophyta; Magnoliopsida; Asterales; Asteraceae.